Molecule: messenger RNA, 921 nt
Organism: Lottia gigantea (owl limpet)
Lineage: Eukaryota; Metazoa; Mollusca; Gastropoda; Lottiidae
Exons: 7
Coding region: 1-921 (306 amino acids)
Source: RefSeq, a predicted model, not a curated record
AUGGUAUUAGAUGAAGAUUAUAAAACUUCUCUGAUACAAGAAAAGUGUCAAAUGAUGUCAAGAAAAGUGUCUAAUGUUGUCAAGGUAUUAGAUGAAGUGGUUAAACAGAAAAGUGUCUAUAGAUGUCAAGGGUUGACCAAUGCAUCAAAAUCUAUGUGGUAUAAAGGUUGCUUUGUUGGUGAAAUAAAAAACAACCUUGUUGUAGAUGAAAUCAAUGGCAAUGAUAUUGUUAACUGUGCCAAAUAUUGUCAUCAUAAAAAGUACAAGUUUAUUGGUAUAAGGAAGGGAAGUAACUGUGUAUGUAUUACUAACACCAACAGCUAUAAUGGUUUAACAAGAUAUGAUGAGGCUUGUAAUAAAAGAUGUUUUGGAGAAGGAGGUGAAAUCAGACUACGUUGUGGUGGUAAGGGUUUAACAUGGAGUAUUUAUCAAUCUGAUGGUCCCUACAUCCAGCAUUUAAACUCCACCGUACCAGGGAAAUGGAUUGUAAUGGGAGAGCCAGUGAUAUUAGAUGCAUAUAUUUACUUGGCUACUUAUACCAAUAUAUCAACUGAAAUCAUUGCCAGAAAUCACAUUUCCUCUUCAACCACCACAGCCAACCUGACAGUUCUGGAACCGGCGCCACAAGACCUUCAGAUCUUUUUAAUAUCACCAAAAGAUCAUGUACCGUCCUGUAUUCCACUAGAACAUGACACCAAGCCUCCUGGACCAUUGCUUACAGUGUUUAGUGGUGAGACAGUCAGAUUAGAAAUAUCAGUAGCAGUUGGCGUGGAUCUGACAUUCACCAUCCAGUAUGGUGAUACAGAAAUUGUCCUGACAGAAACACCUGAUAUCAUUGAGAAAGAGAGUGAUGGCAGUUCUACAGCUGUAGUUAAGUUGAUCCGAAUAAUGUGGAUACUCUAUAGCACAACACAUGGGUAA